CUAAAUAACUUUAAAAUAUAUCAAUUUGACAUAAACUCAAUCAUAAGCAACAUACUUUCGAAAUGGACUACUCUACCAUCUUCACAUCUUCUAUAAAAAAACCCUAUAGCCUCAGUAUAUACAUACGCAGUCUAUCAAGAACACAACAAAAAGGCAUUAAGCAUGGUGGGAAUUACUAGUCUCAGAUCUUUCAUUUUGCUCUCCAUGUGUUUUAGCUUCAUUUUCCUUUCAAAUCAAGCAGGUCCGAUAACGUUUGUAAGCUCCUGCGAUGAACCAGAAGCAGCGCCCGCCCUCAGUCCAGGAGGAGUCACCCAGCCAAAUGAACCAGAAGCAGGGCCAGCCCCUAAUCCAGAAGCAUGUGACAAUCCAGAAGGAUGUAACGAACCAGAAACAGGGCCGCCGCCCCCACCUCCGCCAUGUGAAUGGGAUGAGACAUGUGGAGAUCCAUGGCCGGAGGUGAGACUAGAAGGAGAUGGAUGUGACCUCAUUGUGGAAAGCGGUGUCUGUGACAAUUGGGGAUGUGGAAUAUUUUACAUGCGAAGAUAA
Molecule: messenger RNA, 546 nt
Organism: Papaver somniferum (opium poppy)
Lineage: Eukaryota; Viridiplantae; Streptophyta; Magnoliopsida; Ranunculales; Papaveraceae
Exons: 2
Coding region: 163-546 (127 amino acids)
Source: RefSeq, a predicted model, not a curated record